GUGUUCAGUACUGGAUGUUCCAAGUGUAUUUUUAUGCCUAAGUGCAAUGGAUGUUUAAGUUGUGCGAUGAGAAGAACUCUUGCACUCCUCUACAUCGGCGUACUCAUUUCAUGCGCCUCGUCGCAGAAGCAAGAUCGCAGCAUGUUCGAUGAUUUGUCAGAAGCAGAUGAUCGCUUGGAAAGAAGAAGCGUCAAGUGCAAAAAAUGGACAUGUAAUAUUCCACAUGAUUCAUGCUGUGACGGUCAAGUUUGUUCCUGUAAAAGCCUAUGGACCGGAUGCAUCUGUAAAGACGCAGAUUCGAGUUGCGCAAUAAUUGCAAUGCAUAAUUAUAUAUGUAUACUUAUUUGUUUGUUAGCAUUUCUUUUACAUGUAGUAUGGACCUUUUACAUGUAGUAUGGGAUAUUAUUCAACAUCAUAUCAAACUAAUAAAAUAAAGAUUAAAUUAUAAUGUUAAAACAUAAA
Octopus bimaculoides (California two-spot octopus) is the source of this 462-nucleotide messenger RNA. RefSeq lists its product as uncharacterized. The record is from RefSeq and is a predicted model, not a curated record. NCBI's taxonomy places the organism in Eukaryota, Metazoa, Mollusca, Cephalopoda, Octopoda, Octopodidae.